CAAAUGAUCAUGCAAUGCGUCAAUCGUUACCGUUUCAGCCUUCGCAGCUUCGAUGAAAAAUAGAUAAUGCAAACAACGCUGCCUUUAAUUACAUGUUGCAUAAAGUGGAAAAGUAUCUGUCAAUCGAUGUAGUUAACGGGAGGCGACUUUCUGACAGAAGUCUGUUGAAGCAAAUAUUUGACUUAUCUGUUUGACGGAAACAUUGCAAAGUGCACUAUAAAACGUUUGUCGGGAGUAAUGGUCAAGUCACUGCGAUAUACUUUUCACUGUAACAGGCCUAUUUUGACGCUUAGUUAAUAGGUUAAAAUAAUUAGAAAACAAAAUGUUUCUUUCAUUAUACUCGAGGUAAACGUAAUCGCUAAAAAGAAAAUGUAGAUUUUAAACAUGCAGAUGUUGGUGAUAAUGACGACAUACAAUUUGAAUAGAAAUAUUUGUCAGUUUGUUUUGGGGUUACCGCUGUUCUUCAACAGUAUUUAAGUUAUGCAACGGCGACCAGUAAAUCGUAACAGUAUUCCUGGAUUUUGUACCGGUACAAAUCUGUUCUCCGCAAACUUCCAACAUGGAUCAGAGGUGGAGGACGAAUGGUUUCAGACACAAUGCCUUGUGUACGUGCGUGUUUGCUCUGCUAUAGUUUGCGGUUUAGGGAGACAGCAAUUUUGGAGGUGCACAGCAAAAUACAGAAGAAUCGUACUUAUUUGCUUUAUACCAAUGUGUUACAUUGUUUCGACUAUGUUUUACGUAACAACAGAAUUGACCAGUUCUUACGACAUCAAUUAUCUUACGGAACCAACUAUGCAUGUUCAAGAGAUGAGAAAGUGGACUUUUCAAACAAUUUCAAAUACACAUAAUUUGUCCUUUCAUACGCAAAAGUAUGACAGAAAAUUUGUUGACGUAGUAUUGUUUCAACAUUAUGGUAAUAACCAAUAUGCAAACAGACUAAGGAUAUCAUGGCUCAACAAACCAAGAUGGCUUAAUAUAAAAAAUGUGAAUGAUUAUCUUGCAAAGAAAUGCCCAUAUUGGAAUUGCAUAAUGACUGAAACUCGGCACUUUUUUGAAAGAAACGAUGCUCUUAUAUUCAAUACAAUGGAAAGUCUACAAAAUUUGUCCCAAUUAUUGUUUUAUCAACGUCCUUCAAAGCAAGUGUGGGUAUUUUUUCAGAUGGAACCCCCUACAAGAAUCAACAUAGAGCGGUUAAAAAACAAAAUUUUCCACAAUUCUAUGAACUGGUCCUGGAGUUACAGACUGAACUCUGAUAUAUUCCGUCCUAUUAGGACAUUAGCUAAGCAAAACGAUUUUAUCAAGCGCGACUAUGCAGCAAUAUUUAAAAGGAAGACAAAAAUGGCAGCAUGGGUUGUUAGCCACUGCCAAACCCAAAGCCUACGGGAAACGUUUGUGUCUAGGCUUGUAAGAGAAGGCAUUAGUGUCGAUAUAUUUGGAAGCUGUUCGAAGCAAGGACAUCGCGAAGAUUCAAAUUAUAUUCAGAAGAAAAUAAGUAAUGAGUAUAAAUAUUACCUUUCGCUUGAAAAUAGCUUCUGUGAAGAUUAUAUUACUGAGAAGUUUUUUACUUAUUUCGGACUUGACGUAGUUUUAAUUGUCAGAGGUAGUCUAAACUAUUCAAAGUAUUUUGAUAAAUCCGCUUUUAUUGAUACAACAGACUUUUCUUCAGUAAAAGAGUUAGCAAAAUAUAUGUUAACGAUCAGCAAAAGCGAGUAUGCUUACACGCAUUACUUAAGAAAUAAAGAGCAGUACAUACCAGCCUUAACUCAAGAACAGACCAUUCAACAAUCCGCUUGUCAGCUAUGUGCAAAACUUAAUAAUGCAGACAAGUUUCACAACAUCUAUGACAGCAUUGAAAAUUAUGUUAAUAAUAACACAUGUUUUAAACCAAAUGAUUACCAUUAAGUUUUUAUCAUUUUAAACAUAUUCAAAUUAGUAAGGUUCAACUCAAAGCUGUGAAUUUUUUUGUUGGAUUUGAAGCUUCAAUUUCAUUGUAAUGUGAUUGAAAAGUAAUAGAUAACAUGUUACAUAUAUUGAAACGUGACAUUUUUAUAAAUUAAACAUUUCUGUAAAAGAG
This is a messenger RNA of Mercenaria mercenaria, 2074 nucleotides long. Its product is annotated as alpha-(1,3)-fucosyltransferase fut-5-like. The coding region runs from base 481 to 1902 and encodes 473 amino acids. NCBI's taxonomy places the organism in Eukaryota, Metazoa, Mollusca, Bivalvia, Venerida, Veneridae. The record is from RefSeq and is a predicted model, not a curated record. Gene Ontology annotation, cellular component: membrane. The transcript is spliced from 2 exons. Gene Ontology annotation, molecular function: alpha-(1->3)-fucosyltransferase activity.